AUGGCAACCGCUAAAACGAAGAAAUUUGCUACUAAAGCAGAAAAAAUGAGCUUCUUCGGACAAAAAUCGCAGCCUGCAAGUGAAACUACACGGGCGGCUGCACAAGAUGGCGCGGAAGACUCCGACACCACGAUGCCGCACACAGACCAAGAAACAUCCCAACCUGCAGAAUACCUCACAAAAGGAUUCUUUGAAAAAUCCAUGGAGGGCAUGGCAAAGAAAUUAAUAAGCACAUGGCAAACAACCACGGAACAGAUUAAGAGAGAGGUGAUGGACCUUUCUGCAAGGACCACCUCCGUGGAGCAACAUUAUGAAGAACUAUCAUCGGCGCAAGGGGACUUGACUCAACAACUAAAGGCCCUGCAAUGUCAAAUGGAACACAUGGAAGCCCGAGUAGUGGACCAAGAAGACAGAGCUCGGCGUAAUAAUUUGAGACUGCGAGGUGUGCCGGAGACCAUCCUCCCGGAUGACCUGCCAAUCUAUGUACAGGGCCUACUCCGCGCCUACGCUCCGGACAUUCCGACGGAUAUGCUCCUCGUGGACAGAGUCCAUCAGGUGGCUAAGCCAAAACAAAUACCUGACUCCGUACCCCGCGACGUCCUACUGAGGGUCCAUUUUUACCACAUAAAAGAGCUUAUCCUCCGGACGCACCACAGCAAAGCUGACCCCCACGAAGAUUACUCUACCGUACGUAUUAUGGCGGAUAUCUCCACGGCCACCCUCAGGCGUAGACAGGAAUUUCUCCACACCACCACGGAGCUGCGCACCCACGGAAUAAGAUACAGGUGGGGUUUCCCCACGAAGAUUAUACUCACCAAGAACGGGAAAACCGUGCAGAUCUCGACUCCGGAGGAAGGAAAGAAAAUGCUCGCCAGCUGGGGCUUAGAUCAUAACCCCACCAUGGGGGCAAGGCCUGAAUCCCCCAGGGCAAGCCGCAGAACGAAUAUGGACUAA
This is a messenger RNA of Pelobates cultripes (western spadefoot toad), 954 nucleotides long. Lineage: Eukaryota; Metazoa; Chordata; Amphibia; Anura; Pelobatidae. The record is from the annotation of a GenBank genome assembly.